Phyllopteryx taeniolatus (common seadragon) is the source of this 9335-nucleotide messenger RNA. It is a transcript of the gene ydjc, whose product is annotated as YdjC chitooligosaccharide deacetylase homolog. The coding region runs from base 4920 to 5861 and encodes 313 amino acids. Gene Ontology annotation, molecular function: deacetylase activity. Gene Ontology annotation, biological process: carbohydrate metabolic process. The transcript is spliced from 6 exons. The record is from RefSeq and is a predicted model, not a curated record. Lineage: Eukaryota; Metazoa; Chordata; Actinopteri; Syngnathiformes; Syngnathidae.
UAGAGGAGGUAAUUCAGCUCUUUGUUAUGUGGAGCGAGAAAAUAUUUUUUUCUGGGGACUUCACUACACAGUGACUGCUGGUUGUUUAUCCGUGACGUCACGCACCUCUGGACACGGUCGCUGCCACUGUGCUGGAGGUCUACUCAUUGUUUUGUUCUGGUGCUCACUGGGUGCGUGAAUAGAUACAUUUGAUAGCCAAAUAGGCUGAGCCAACGUUAAAAAAAGAGCCCAUGGUAGGGGUGGGGCUCGGCUUGGGGGUGCAGUGGUCCGAUGCCCAUGCCCCUCCCUUUGGGACUGGUUGGGGCGCUUCGAUUGGGUUCGGGACCCCCUGGGAUCUGGGGGGUUGGUGGCGUCCCCCUGGUUGGAGCCACUGCUGUACGGGCUCGUAAAAGGCAAUUUACUGUGUGGUGAUUGGCUGCAAUUAUACAUGUUAGAGGGACAAAGUCUCAUUUCAGAGUGGCGUUACGCAGCAGUAGUAUUGUGUUGGACUGACUCUAGGAUCAACAAACUGAGAAUAUAUUGCUAUACAAUAAUACAACAAUAAUUCUUGCAUCCCCACAGAACAUCUAAUACAGUAACAACAAGUGAGCUUACGGGACUCUGUUUGAAUCAGAAUCAGAAUCAUCUUUAUUUGCCAAGUAUGUCCUAAAAAGUGCGAAGGUUGUGCGAGGAAAGCCAGACAGAUUGACCCACCUUAUAUUUGGGCGUAGGGGAGUGAUGACGGUCCGCAAGCUGCUUGUUACGUGCCACGGACCGUGUCAACGCCGCCCGGACAUCCUCCCACACCGCCUGGACUCUGUUGAGGUGAUCCGUUAUAGUUGGAACUGCCACCGCCUGCUCCUGUACUUUGAAUAGUGGGGGUUGGAAACUGUAGCAAGGCAUGAACGGGGGACAUACCGGUACCGGAGCUGGUGAGGGAGUUGUGAGCGUAGUCGAUCCACGGGAGGAAUGUGCUCCAUGAGGAAGGGUUGCGGGCGGCGAUAGGGAGAUAGCCAAGUCCUUGCUGAAUACCGGGGAGAGGUCAUGAUACUCCUCAGGAAUUUGAGAGAGGUCCACUGGGGCGGCAGAGGGUGGUGGGUCGUCUGAGGGUGGAACGGCAGAGAGCAGACAAUGGGAAUGGCAAUGAGGACUCCAUCAUGUGUUGGAUAAAUGAGUCCAGAGUAUGGCGGGGUUGUGAAGUCUGAGCCAGGGAAUCCCAAGAAGUAAGGGGGUCUCAGGGGAAGGAAUGACAAAUAGGGAAAUGUUUUUGCGGUGAUUACUGGAAAUGAGGAGGGUGAUAGGCACUGUUUGGUGGGUGACAGGGGAAAUUACUCGGCCUUCCAGGGCUGUAACUUUUUUCGGGGACGGAAGUGGUUGAAGAGGUAUUUGGAGCUGGUGAAUUAUAUCCUCAUGAAUACAAUUGUCAUUGGCACCGGAAUCAAUUAGGGCAGUAAUGGGGGUGUUAUGAGUAGAGACUAUGAUGCAAGCGGGAACGGUCAUACGGUAGGAGAGCUAGGGGGACUGGAGGUUUGGCUCACCACGACGCUCUCGGUUCGCGGUGAGCCUGGUCUUUUGGUCGGAGGGGGCAAGAGGAAAUAAAAUGACCAGAAUGACCGCAGUAAAUGCACAGCCGCUGGAUGACUCGACGUUGACGUUCCUGUGGCUCAAAACAUGUUUUACCAAUUUGCAUGGGCUCAUCGGGUGCAACGGGGAGUGACGAAAGUGCAGUUGACUGUGCAGGAGGCGUGUGAGAAGCUGACGGCGUGGUGUUCGGAGUGGGAGAUUGUUUGCGCGACCAGAGCCCCCUCUCAUGGGCUCUCUCUCGCAGUCUGUUAUCCAGACGGAUGGAAAGGGCGAUGAGAUCCUCGAGAGAGGAGGGCUCGUCCCGGACCGCAAGCUCAUCCUUGAGCUGCUCAGAAAGGCCAUUAGAAAAAAAUCCCCCUAAGUGCCGCGUCAUCCCACCCACAUUCACCCGCCAAUAUCCAGAACUCAAUGGAGUAUUCUGCUACUGACUUUGCGCCCCUGAGUGAGCGUGAGGAGACGACGGGUGGCUUCUUUGCCCUGAACGGGUGAUAGAAUACGGAGAUCGGCAGAGUGAGUGGAGUACCAGGGAGGAGUUUUGCCAUAAGGAAGGGGACUAUUUUGCUGCUUUGCCGCGGAGGAGGUUAGUGACAUAAGCUACUUUGGAUUAUCGGUAGGAUAACUGUAUGGUUGAAGGUUGAAAAGGAGUGAGCAAUUGAGUAAAAACUGGCUACAUGCACCUAGGUCCGUGGAGUAUGGCUCGGGCGGUGGGACAUCAGGUUCUUUGUACGGGAGGCAGGGUUUGCUCUGAGGCUGCGGGCUCGGAAGGCGUACUUACAGGAGGAAGUUUGGAUAGCAUCGUCGAGGAAAGGAGGGAUAUGUGUUGUGUGAGGGUGUGUAGGGAUUCCAUGAGUUCUUGGAGAGUCUUUUCUUGUCUUCCUAUGUGGGCGCCUUGGAGGGUGAGUGGGUUAAUCAGUGCCUCUGGAGUUGCUGGGUCCAUGAUGCCCAAAGUAUUCUGUCACAUAUGGAGAGGAGCUGGACCCAAGAGCAGCCGGAGGCAGAUAGAUUUGUGAUGAACAGUUUUAUUUAUGAAGGUAAUGGAAGUGGUCCUGGAUGUGUUGGCAGGCGGUGGCGUGGACAGGCGGCUGACUUGGUGGCAGGAGUGACGUGGAUCAGGAACACAGGAGAACAAGGAAACACAGGAGUCAAAAAAGAGAACAAAGAAUAGUGUGGGUUACUUGAAUCAAGUGGGCCGUGGUACCGCUAGAAGUAACUGCAAUACUUUGGCGAGGAUUUUCAGGAACAGGCAGGCUUAUAUGCAGGUGGUGAUGAGGCUGAUUGGAGACAGAGAGGGGAGGGGGAGAGAGAGAGAGAGAGGAGGCAAAGCGCCAUCCAGGCUCCAAUAAAGGAACUGUAGGGCAGUACAUGACAGAUUGACGACAUCUCCUAAUCUAAAGCCCCCAAUCAGGCAAGGAGAAACUCAAAACCCCAUUUGGGGAAAAAAGAAACCUUGAGAAGGGACCACAGAUAGGGAGGACCUUCCAGGAUGACCAGGCUGUAAUGGAUGUCAAGUGGGCAACAUUUAUCACAUACUCUGGUGUGUUCAUUACGAUGGUAAGAUGCUGUACAAUUUUCAUUAAGAUGGCAUGAGUCCAUUUAAAGAGAAAAGGUGCCGCAGGUAGACUCCUUCGGGAAAGUGGUUCUGACCCGGUUGGUCGGAGCAGAAUCCUCCAUGGCAACGACUCCGGGGGGCGUGGUCCACCUCAUAUCUUGUUCCAUUUGGUAGGUGCAGAACCCAAACAGCAACACCCUCAGAUUCGGUCAACGUCACCUAGCACUCUCACCGAGCAGGAGACGAGGGGGGAGGAGAUAGGACAAGCGGCAGUAAAACGGGGCUACGUGUACUUUAAGUAAAUGCCAAAGAGUAUAAAUAAGUCUUAAAUCGGGAUUUAAACAUUUCGACUGAGGUAGCCAGUCUAAUAUCAGUGGGUAGGGCAUUCCAAAGGACUGGAGCCCGAAUAGAAAAUGAUUGAGAGCCUCCAGACUUCUUUGUGGCUCUCUGAGUCACCAAAAGACCAGUGUUUUCCAAGCAUAGGUUUUGUAACGGAACAUACAGUGCAACUAAGUCAGUAGAUAAGAGUGUGGUAACCCGUGUAGUAUUUUAUGAGUCAGUAACAGAACCUUAAAAUCGCAUCUCACGUGGACUGGGAGCGAAUGCAAGUUGGCCAAAAUAUGAUCGAAUUUUCUCGUCCUCGUCAAAGGUCUUGGUGCAGCAUUUUGUAUAAACUGCAGGCUUUUAUUCCUUGACAUGGGAUGACCAGAAAGCAGCACGCUUACAAUAGGCAAGUCAUCACAAAUGCGUGGACUAUGAUCUCUGUGUCACUAGCGGUUAGGAUGGGCCGUCUCUUAGCGAUAUUGCGAAGAUGAAAAUGAUGCCGUUUUGGUAAUAUUCUUAAUGUGCUAUUGAAAGGAGAGAGUUGAGUCAAAUGUAAGGUCAAUAUUUUUUCCUGGUUCAAUAUAAAUAAUAUAUAAUAUCCAUCCAUCCAUUUUCUGAACCGCUUCUCCUCACUAGGGUCGCGGGCGUGCUGGAGUUUAUCCCAGCCAUCUUCCGGCAAGAGGCGGGGUACACCUCGAACUGGUCGCCAACCAAUUGCAGAAUAUAAAUAUUUGAUAAAUAAAAAAAUAUAAAUUAAUCAGACGCAGGCUCUGUUCACAAAAAUUGCACUUAAAUAUUAAACAUUUGGUAGGUUAAUUGCAGUUCGAUGAUCAAUUUUGUGACGUGUCAUCAGACUUGUGGCAUGUCUUGGACACUUGGAUGAAGAGAGGAUCGGAGCUGCCAACUGAUCACCACGCGGUGGUGUGUUGGCUCCGAUGGUGGGGGAAGAUGCCGGUCCGACCUGGCAGGCCCAAACGUAUUGUGAGGAUCUUGUCGCGGACAUGCUCUUCGCAACCUGAGGUGUCACAGUGACUCCCCCACAACUUGAUAAACUGCUUUCUUCAAGACUUUGAGAACUGUUUGUCCUCAUUUGAAACCCCAAGCAGCAUGAAAUGUGGUUGAACCAUAAGCAGUUGAUUUGCCAAGACUAAAGUUUAAACAGUUUAAACUUGACCUAUGAGUAAAGAGUACAAAGUUGGGAGUGGGCCACCGCUAGGCGAUCAGAGCAGCUGCUACUAAAAAUAACAGGUACACUUCAAGCCAAGCGUGAUUGCUCUGAAAUUGCUAGCGAGUCCCUGAAAAGGCAGGAAGAGAAACAGUCGCAGCCUCCCACAGAACACGUGAAGAACUUCUUUCCCUUUUUCUGCCUGUUUUUGUUUUAUUUUUGUGCAUCUUUAACGAACCAAACCUACCUCCUCACGUCCCGAGACGACUGAGACAGACCACCCCACCGACCAGCUGAUCUACGUUCUAACAAGCAACAAUGCCGCAGCCCAGAAUUAUGCUGGUGGUGACAGGAGAUGAUUUUGGUUACUGUCCCAAGAGGAAUCAGGGGAUUGUCGACUGCUUCAAAGCUGGAGGCAUUUCCUCGGUGUCACUGCUGGUGAAUGCAUCCGCUGCCAAAGAUGCAGCAGAUUUGGCAAAAAGACACAACAUCCCAAUUGGGCUCCAUGCCAACCUGUCAGAAGGCAUCCCUGUGUGUCAGAGCCUCCGACAAGCGUCUACACUCGUCAAUGAGCAUGGCUUCUUCCAUGGAAAGAUGGGCUUUCGUCAGGCACUGGAACGACAUCAGCUAAGCAUGAAACAGUCUUAUUUUUUUCUCUAUGUUGAGGUGGAGCUAGAGCUGAGAGACCAGAUCCGGCUUUUCAGAGAACUGACAGGUCACCUGCCUCAUCAUAUGGAUGGACAUCAACAUGUCCAUAUACUGCAAGAGGUCCGUGAGGUGUUUGCACAGGUCCUGUCAGAUCACAAAAUUCCAUACACCCGUGUUCCAGUGGAGCCAGGUUUACACAACUGCCAGUGGCUGCCACCACAUCUCCAAAGAUUCUACGCACAGGUGGAGAAAGACGCUCUCGAGUCCAUUCCUGUCUUCAGGCAUUAUGGAAUAAGGUGGCCAGAAGUGUACCUAGGACUGACGACAGUAGGCCAGAACAUGUCUGUCUCCAACCUGCAGAGGGCCCUAAGCCAUGCCUUGAGUAGGUCCUCCUGUGGCAUUUCCAGUUCUGAAGAGCGUGUGAUCACAGCAGAACUCAUGGUCCACCCAGGUUACCCCAGUCACGCACAAAAAGGUGGCUGUGGAGAAGGACCAGAUGACUUCUCCCAGUCAGAUGACCGGCAACAUGAGCUCAGUGUGCUCACUGACUUGUCCCUGCUUGCUAUGUACCGCCAGGAGAGAGUGCAACUCUGUGCUUUUAAAGACCUUUGAGCAUAUUUUGUCUUCAGUAUGAAUAUAUGAAUUAGAGAGAAACGUCACAUGAAUUUUUGGGGGCAAAAUUAACUUUUACAUCACUGUUUAGUUCAGCAUUACAUUGACUGUCUUUUGAGUUUACUUAAAUAGACAAACUACCUUAAAACUAGAAUGUUAUGUUUGGAGACAAUUUCUAAACUGGUUUUGCAAAUAUUAAACUUGAGAUACAAUAUGAUACUGUUUGGUCUUUUUAAUUGAACAUUUAUGAACUCAUCACAGGACAAUUAGACAAGUAUUGAACAGUAUGGCCUCUCCCUGAGCCGUCACCUUACCGUGAUGGAGUGGUUUUUGUGUCCUGAUGAUCUUCUGAGCUGUGUUGUCUGGGGCUUCACGCCUCUGGUAGGGUCACCCAUGGCCAACAGGUCCUAUUUGAGGGACAAGACAGUACGGCUCAUAGACCCCUUAUGAUGAUAAACAUAAAUGGACCUUAGUUUACCUUGCCUGGACGUGGGUCACCGAGGCCCCCCUCUGGAGCCAGGCCUGCAACCAUGGGGCCCGGACGGGCACAGCCCGGAGAGGCAACAUGAGUCCCCCUUCCCAUGGGCUCACCACCUGUGGGAGGGGCCAAGGGGUCGGGUACCUAGUGAGCUGAGUAGCGGCCAAAGGCAGGGACCUUGGCAGUCCAAUCUCCGGCCGGCUACAGAAGUUGGCUCUUGGGAUGUAGAAUAUCACCUCUCUGGCAGGGAAGGAUGCCCGAGCUGAUGUUCGAGGUUGAGAAGUUCCGACUAGAUAAAGCCAGCUUGGGCUCUGGUUCCAGUCCUCGUGUGUGUGGUUGGACUCUCUUCCACUCUGUAGUUUCAAACGGUAGGCUAAAUUGGAAACUUUAAAUUGGACUUUCAGAUUUGUGACCGUUAGAUAGAUAGAAAGUAAGCUUGCUUUUAUCUGCUGUAUCUCCGGUAAAAAUGCAUCCAGUCUGUUUUUCUGUUGUUGUUGAGUCCAUGAUUAUUGUGACAAAGCUUUUCAAGUUUUCCUGCUGUUGCUGAAGGGUUGUUGGCAGUAGAUCAAUUACCUGCUGUAUUAGUGGGAAAAACUCCUUGUCUGCUUUCACAUCUGCCUUUCGUGGCGGGAAGCAGCGGCAUUUUGAGAUUCGGCAGUUGUCCGUUUCUCAGAAUUCCCCCAAAAGACGAGUAACGGACGUGCAGGUUCCGUGAGGGUGCGAGCUGAUCGGUAGCCGUCUAGCCGGUCCCCCACGGUGGCAGGCGAUGAUCUUAACCAUUGGGCCACGACUUAUCCUCAUCCAUUUAAAAUCAACGCCUAAAGCUCAUGUAUGAAAUUAAUUGACAGAUGAAAAUGAUGUCAUGGUCUGUGUUUUGGUUUGGGUUGUGUUUAGUUUUGUUCCAUGUUUUCCUGUGUUCCAUAUUUGUCGUGUGCGCAUGCGGUUGUUUUGUCCACCUGUUCUCGUCUACCUUGUAUCGACCAAUCAGAUCUCUCCAGCCACUCGUGUCUUGUCCAGGUGUUCCUCGUUGUCUCGUCAAUCUGUUUGUAUUUAGUUUCCUGGUUUCUUUCAGUUCAUUGUCGUUGUCACAUGUCUUUGCAGUAUGUCAUUGUCAGGUGUCAUUGUCUCUGUCUGUGCCAUGUCAUAGUCGCCAGUGAGGUGGAUUUUUUCGCCUGUGGUUCCGAGUCGGAGGUCACCCAGGAGAACUCCCACGUCCGUCGGGCAUGGGAUGAAUGAAGACUUCGAGACACUUGGCGUUUGGGCUGAUUCGAUUUAUUGAACAAGCCUUAGUGUCAUAACAGCUGCUUACAUUGGCAGAACAACGAAAAAGCUCCCGAAAAACCCCUGGAUCUCAGUUUAUUAAGCUUUAAUUCUCUGGGCGUGGAAUUAGCCCCUCCCUGGGUGCACCCGGCAGAUGGCCGUUCCUCAUGACCAUAUUUGGAAUCACACCCGCCUGGUGGGUCGUCCUCGGGGUCUCCUCCCGGUAGGACGUGCCCCGAACACCUCACCGGGGAGGCGUCCGGGAGGCAACCGAAUCAGAUGCCCCAGCCACCUCAUCUGGCUCCUACCGAUGUGAAGGAGCAACGGCUCUACUCUGAGAUCCUCCCGGAUAACCGAGUUUCUCACCCUAUCUCUAAGGGAGAGCCCGGACACCCUGCGGAGGAAACUCAUUUUGGCCGCUUUUAUCCAGGAUCUUGUUCUUUCUACCUCACCUAUGGUCACAACCCACAGCUCAUGACCAUAGGUGAGGGUAGGAACGAAGAUCGACCGGUAAAUCGAGAGCUUUCGGCUUAGCUCCUUCUUUACCACAACGGAUCGAUACAAAGUCCGCAUCACUGCAGACGCUGCACCGAUCCGCCUUACUGCCGGAUAUGCGGACCAAACUCUGACUCGGGUCGUACAGGGACCGAACAGCCCGUAUCAGGGUCUUCGGUACCCCAUACUCCCGAAGCACCCCCCACAGGACCACCCGAUGGACACGGUCGCACGCCUUCUCCAAGUCCACAAAACACACCCUCGAGGACCCUGCCAAGGGUGUAGAGCUGGUCCACUGUUCCACGGCCAGGAAGAAAACCACACUGCUCCUCCUGAAUCUGGGAUUCAACUUCCCGACGGACCCUCCUCUCCAGCACCCCUGAAUAGACCUUACCAGGGAGGCUGAGGAGUGUGAUCCCCCUGUAGUUGGAACCCGCCCUCCGGUCCCCCUUGUUAAAAAGGGGGACCGCCACCCCAGUCUGCCAAUCCAGAGGCACUGUCCCCGAUGUCCACGCGAUGUUGCAGAGGCGUGUCAACCAGGACAGCCCUACAACAUCCAGAGCCUUGAGGAACUCCGGGCGAAUCUCAUCCACCCCCGCGGCGCUGCCACCGAGGAGCCAUUUCCUUUCCAUUUUCUUUCAGUUCCGUCACAAACAUUGACUCCUGUUUCUGCCCAUUUGCACCUCAUUUGUUUUGUUAUGCAUUUUCUAUUUUCAAGACAUUGCAAAGGUUUUCGAUCUUGAUGCUUUGAGGUUUUUCUUUUCUUCUUUUCUUUGGUCUAGCUCCGUGUCUACCGCCUUCCCUUUUACAACUUUCCCACUUUGUUUGUACUUGGUCCAGAUUUUAGACACUGCUGACUGGGAGCAACCACCAUUUUUUUGCAACCUUCUGUGAUGGGUUUCAAUUCUCUCCUUUGUUUUAACUGGCAUCUCUCGUAUUGGAGCCAUGAUUCACGUCAAUCCACACAGAGCAACAACUCUCAAAAGUCUGAGAACUUAUUUAACUGCUGACUAAUUAUCAGAUUCAAUCUGAUGUUGGUGUUUGUUUUAGAACUGAAAAUUACAAGCUGGUUCCCUUUUUUUCUCAAAAUGGAGCAAUUCCAUAUUUUAUUUUUAUUUCCUCUACUUGCUCAAAACAAAAAUGGUGACUGACUCCAACAAUUUCCUUUUUUGCUUUUUUUUGAAAAAUGUUUCUUGAAGCCAGAAGGGUGGUAUUUUGAAUAAAAACUGUGUGGAACAUUG